Phascolarctos cinereus (koala) is the source of this 4565-nucleotide messenger RNA. It is a transcript of the gene DNAAF5, whose product is annotated as dynein axonemal assembly factor 5. Gene Ontology annotation, cellular component: cytoplasm. The record is from RefSeq and is a predicted model, not a curated record. Gene Ontology annotation, biological process: inner dynein arm assembly; outer dynein arm assembly; cilium movement. NCBI's taxonomy places the organism in Eukaryota, Metazoa, Chordata, Mammalia, Diprotodontia, Phascolarctidae. Gene Ontology annotation, molecular function: dynein intermediate chain binding.
UCAGGGGAAUGCCAGAGACCUCCUUGAUCUAGUGGGAGAAUUCAAGGACAGUCCAAGGGUUUUCUAGGGCCCACAGACAAACGGGGCUGAAAUUAGAACAAAGGUCUCAGCUAGGCUCUCACCCCAUCAGUUUGAUUUGAGAAGCAGUUAAGAUAAAAUAUGAAGAAACAACUAGACUAAACUUCAGGUGAGAUGCCAGUACAAAACACAGUGGAAAGUGGACGUUUAAUAAGCACCGGCCCUGAGCAAGUUCCUUUACCUCUUUGGGUUUUAGUUUCCUCCUCUAUAAAGUUAGGGGAUUGGAUUAUAAAUAAAAUCUCUAAUGUUCCUUUCAGUUUUGUUGGUACUAAUCAGAUUCCUGAGUCAGUAAAUCAACUAGCAUUUAUUUAAAGCACAUACUAAGUGCCGGGCAUUUUGCUACAAUUACAGGAGACAGAAGGCAGAGCAGAGGACAGAGAGCAUUCUAGGCAUGGGGAGCAGCGGGCCAGUUGCGCUGGAUGGAAGCAUAUGUGAAGAGUCUGGUGAAGCCUAUGGACCCCUUCUCAAAAGAAUGUUUUUAAAGGCAUAGAAUAAAAUGCAUGGGAUUACAAAGGAAACCCACCAGAUUGAAAUAAUUUUUUCCCCCCAGUCUCCUCCCCCGCCUCGCGGGCUCACCCCCACCCUUACUCCACUUCUGCAAAGAACCCUUGCUUUGGAUGAGGAUGAUGAUGAGGUGGUAGCAUUUCCAUGGCGUUUCAAGGGUUGCAAAGCAUUGCGCAUGCGUGAUCUCAUUCGCUACCACAGUCCGCCUGCUAUCUAUCCCUCCCCCUUAGUAGCGAGCUAGGCUCCAGUUGAGAAGCUGCAGUCUCAGCUCUGUGUUCUGUCCCUUUCCAAAGUGAGCUCAAUAAAGUUUUUUUUUUUGUUCCUGUGUAUGUGUGGAGCUUUUUUCCCCUCGUCCCUACCCGUCGUGCCGUAAUCCGUCCUGCAACUGUCGUAAAAGUUUGGUUUCCCCUUAGUAACGAACAACGCAGAAGCCAUGGCGGCGUUGGUGACGGAGGCCAGUGUGCUCGAGGGUCUCGGCACCGCCGGAGAUAGGCGCUCGGCCCAGGAGUUGAGCCAGGCGGUGAGCCGCCUGCUUCCUGGCCUGGAAGCGGAGACCAAGCUGAGUCGGCGCCGGGCCCUGGAGUGCCUCCAGCGGGAGCUCGAAGAAGGGCCCCCGCUGCCUCCAAGCGCCGACUUCCAGGAGCUCUUCAGCCGCCUGCUGCUGCCGCGGCUGCUCCGCUGCCUGGGCGACCCGGCCGAGAAGUGCCGGACCCUGGCCGUGCAGCUUCUCCGCCUGGGCCUGAGCCAUGGAGCCCGGCCGCAGGACGCGCUGCCGCAGCUCAUGCCGGCCCUCACGCAGCGACUGGCCGGCCUGGGCUCCGGGCCGCUGGUGGAGCCGUGCGAGGAGCUGCGCCUGGCCCUGGUGGAGCUGCUGAGCCUCGUGGUGCAGCUGUGCGGCCGUGGCCUGGCCCCCUACCUGGACGAGAUGGUGCGCGUCCUGCAGAGGACCAUCGUGGACCCCUUCCCGGACGUCAAGAGAGCGAGCUGUAAGCUCGCGGGGGACUUGGCGCAGAGCAUCCCAGAUCAUUACCAUAUGCAGUCGGAAUCCUUAAUAGCUCCUCUCAUGCAAACGAUUUCACACCAGCACUCCAAGGUUCGAGUGGCCGUGAUUCAGGCCACGGGGUUGGUGAUACAGUAUGGUAAUGCCAAGUCAGUGAAUGAUGUUAUUUCUCAUUUUGCACAAAGGCUGUUUGAUGAUGUCUCCCAGGUUCGACAUGCUGUGACUUCUGUUGUUGGAAACUGGCUGUUACAUUUGAGAGACAGAUAUUCAUUCUUUCAUAAGCUAAUUCCUUUGUUACUAAGCAGCUUUGAUGAUGAAAUACCCGAAGUGACGGAAUUGGCCGUCAGCCUCUGGGAGAAGAUAGGUCUGCAGUGGCAAAAAGAAAAUGAAGAUGAUCUGAAGGAUAAGCUUGAUUUUGCUUCUCCUCCACCAUCCCAUUACCCCAGAGGAGUGAUUCGUCCAGUAUUGGGAUGCCGGGAACUUGUUUUCAGAAACCUCUCCAAAAUUCUCCCGGCCAUCUGUAAUGAUAUAACAGACUGGGUUGUAGGAAAUAGAGUAAAAUCAGCUCAGCUUCUGGCUGUCUUGUUACUCCAUGCAGAAGAUCACAUUACACAGCACUUAGAAAUAGUGCUCAGAACCCUUUACCAGGCUUGCUCAGAUGACGAAAAGUCUGUGGUUAACAAUUGUAUAAAAUCAGCAGAAUUGGUUGGAACAUUUGUCAACCCUGAGGUGUUUCUGAAGUUAAUCUUGCCAGCACUGAAAAAAUCACUUCGUCCAUCUUGCCUUAUGGUCCUGGCUGCAGUUACUAGAGGCUGUUCAAGACAAUCCCUUAAACCUCAUCUAAAUAACAUUGCCAGCUACCUGUCACAGACACAGAUUUGUCAAGGAUCUGAAGAUAGCCAUUAUAUGGAGCAGUUGCUUUGUUGUGUACAAGCAUUACUCCAGGUGGGUCAGGAAGAUUGCAAAGAAUCAAGUUUGCAGCUCAUGGAAGUUUUGGUGACAGUCAUGGCUGUCUCAGGUGCUGCAGGCCUUCGUGAAAAGGUUCAGGAGACAAUGAACUUAUUAGCGCUGAUUCAGAAAUGUGAUGGGACCCUAGAUCUCUAUCAGCAGCAUAUGGAUCAUCUUAUGGAAUGGCUCACCUUAUCACAUAAGGAUUGGAACUGUCAUUCAGUUGAACUACUACAGUUUGAAGUAAUUGUCACUCAGUCAGGUCCUGUAUUAGGUAAAGCUCUUAAUUACUUUAUUCCUAUCAUUAAGACUUGUCUUCAACCAACCAAAGAUCCACAAAUGCGCUUGACUCUCUUCACAAUCUUAUCACAAGUGUUUUUAGAAGCAAACAGUACUGUGAAUUCUCAACAGCAGUUUUAUGGUCACCUUGAGACAGUGAUAAAAGACAUAUUGGUUCCUAAUCUGCAGUGGCAUGCUGGAAGAACAGCAGCUGCUAUUAGAACUACAGCUAUAUCAUGCCUUUGGGCUCUUAUUCACAGUGAGAUACUUUCAUCAAAACAGAUAAUAGAAAUACAAGAAUUAUUGAUGCCUCAAAUUAUUAAUACACUGGAAGAAGAUUCUAAAAUGACUCGAUUAAUGUCAUGCCGUAUUAUUAACAUAUUUUUAAAGGCCUGUACUGACACAAUUGAUCCAGAAAAACUUAUCAAGAUUUAUCCUGAGCUCUUGAAACGCCUGGAUGAUGCUUCAAAUAAAGUACGAAUAGCAGCCACAAGUUCCUUAAUUAGCUGGCUUAAGUGUAUCAAAAAUGAUGAUGAUGGAAAAUCCUUUUUUAAAGGCAAUAUGCAAUAUCUUUACAAAGAGCUGUUGGUUCACCUUGAUGAUCCAGACAGUACAGUUCAGGAUGCAGUAUUAGGGGUUUUAAAGGAAGGAAGUAUUCUGUUCCCUGACUUACUAGUGGAAGAAAUUGAAGCUGUUAAAUACAAACACCGAUCUCUGAUUUAUUGUGAACAGCUUUUCCAGCACAUCCAAUCAACUAGAGGUAUCCUCUAAAUGCAAGAUUCUGGAAAUAGUCAAUUUAUUAUAGUUUUUGGAGUUGUAGGGUAGUAUCAAAUGUUUGUCUUUUUUUUGGACAGUAAUCAAUGGUACUUAAUUCUACAAGCAGAGUUUUUUUUUCCUUUAACAGCCCAGAGAAAGCAAGAAAUAAUAACAUAGCAAAAAAUAAAAAAGUUGUCUUUUUAUUGCAUAUACAGUAGUCUAGGAAAACAUGUUCUCUUGUGAACUUCUUUAAUUUUUAAAAGCAGUAUUAACGUCCAUUAAAUGGAUUCUGUACUCAAUUCACAGGUCUUUUUGUCUCUGGGUAAUUUGAAAUUAAUUUAAAUCAAAUGUAGUUACCCACACUGAGAAUAAAACCAACACUGUUUUUAUGUCAAUGUACAUUGGAUGGAUUUGUGAGUUACAGGUAUCAUACUGAUUAGAUGCAAAGUGACUAGGUUUCUAAUUAUAAUUAAUUUCUAUUCCAAUAAUUUUAAAAAGUAGCAAACUCAAGAAGAUUUUUUACCUAUUGCUUGAGUUCUGUGUGGUAUAAUUAAUAGAUAAGGUAACAGACUUGAAAAUACUUUUCUGUCAAAGAAUUGUCACAAGUAAAAUGUUCACCAUUGUCAACAGAUUAUAAUCUGAUAUGAAAAUAGUCAUUCUUGAAGAAAAACUAAUAUUUGGAUUGACAGUGCUGAAAUCCAAAUAAAGGAUCAGAUAUAAUUUUAGUUGCUUUCUUAUAAAAUAAAUAACAAAACAUAUCUUUUCUUUUUAAAGCUGUCACAUGUUUCCCAAUGAUUAUUUCUUAGUACCUUCUUUUCCAAAGUGCCUUACAGACUUAAAUUUUCAGGUAUAUAUUGUCCCAAUAGGCCCAAAUUUAUAUUUGCUCAAGGGAAAGGUAGUACAUUUAUUUCUGUUUUGCAAUAAUUGAUUACAUAUCAUUUAAAAUUUGUCAUUUUGUAUUUGAAAAUGUAAUUAAAGUUUUCUGUUGUAUAGUGUUGGA